This is a messenger RNA of Pogona vitticeps (central bearded dragon), 2063 nucleotides long. RefSeq names its product coagulation factor XIII B chain. The record is from RefSeq and is a predicted model, not a curated record. Gene Ontology annotation, biological process: blood coagulation. Lineage: Eukaryota; Metazoa; Chordata; Lepidosauria; Squamata; Agamidae.
CAGUAGAGCUAAGGUAAUACAAAAGCACUCAGAAUGGAAUAUAAAACCUGGAUUUUCCAAUUGAUAUUGGCUGCAUCAGGGAAAUUUCUUGCUGAAGGCGAGUUCUGUGACUUUCCCAGCAUUGAAAAUGGAAAAAUUGCCUCAUAUUACUAUAGUUUUAAAGACCACUACUUUCCAAUGAAGGAAGGUGAGAAGCUUUCUUAUUCUUGUUUCCCUGGUUAUACGACGGAAAGUGGGAGGCAAGAGGCAAGGAUAAAUUGCACAACGAGAGGCUGGGUGCCAGCCCCCAAAUGUUUCAGGAAAUGUACCAAACCAGCCUUGGAUAAUGGAGUUUUCUCUGAUAUGAAACUGUCCUACAAAAUGUGGGAGAGGCUGCACUAUGCUUGCAAUUCAGGCUACCAGACUCCUGAAGGCACCAAAGAGAAAACGGUGCAGUGUCUUCAAAAUGGAUGGUCCGCCCAGCCACAGUGUAUCGAAACAACUGAGACUUGUUCAGCACCAGAGCUACUCCAUGGGCACUAUCAUACAUCCCAGAGAGAGUUCAGCCUGAAUGAGAAACUCAGAUACAGCUGCGAUGAUGGCUAUUUUACGGCAGGCGGCAACACAACAGCAGUAGUCCUGUGUGGUCCUCAAGGCUGGUCCCUUCUUCCCAAAUGUACUAGGCUGCAGUGUUCGUCACUAAGUCCUGUAGAACAUGGAGGUGUUCAUCCCAGGAAGGGAAGCUAUGAUGAAGGAGAUGUGGUUCAGUUUGUCUGUUCAGAAGGUUAUACCUUGAAAGGAGCAGAAUUAGUUCAGUGCUACUCCUUUGGCUGGUACCCAGAGCCUCCAAUAUGCGAAGAAGUAAGAAACAAAUGUCCUCCUCCUCCUCAGCCUCCCAACACUAAACUGCUAACCCAUUUGAGAACAUUCCGCCAUGGAGACAGAUUGCGUUUGGAGUGCGACCCCCCUUUUCAGAUCAGAGGAGCUGAAGAGGUGCAGUGUAAGGAUGGCAAGUGGACUUCACCUCCCACAUGUGUUGGCCAGUUGUCUGAGACGGUCAGGGCAGUGACCAAAGAUGGUCAUCACGACAUUGAAACUAUUGGAUACUGCCUUUCCCCUCCUGCAGUUAAAAAUGGUGUUAUAAUUAAUACAUUUGGUCCACCAGAAACAAGCUACCAAGCCGGUUCUUUUGUGGAAUACAGAUGUCUCCAGUUCAGUAUGAUGAAAGGACAUAAUCAAGUUCAUUGUCUCCAAGGAAGAUGGACAGAACCGCCAGUUUGUUUAGAACCAUGCUUGGUUAAUGAAGAAAACGCUGAACAUCACAAUUUAGAAAUGAAAUGGAGGCUGGAAGAAGAUGCGUAUUUGUUACACGGUGACAUUAUAGAAGUCGUGUGUAAGCCUGGGUAUGUUUUGCCACCAUCUGUCAAAGAAUCCCAGCUGCUGGUGCAGUGUAAUGACGGAGAACUGAAAUAUCCUACAUGUAUUUCAAAAGUUUUAGACCCAAAUGAAAACUGUGGCUCUCCACCUUCCGUAGAAAAUGGCAAUAUUAUGGGCUCUUUGACAGCAGACUAUGCCCAGGGUUCAAUUGUAGAGUACAGUUGCCAAGAAUAUCAUUAUUUGCAAGGCUCUAGAACUGUAUCCUGCUCAAGAGGUCACUGGACCACUCCUCCAGUAUGCAUAGAGCCAUGUACAUUAUCACAAGCAGAGAUGGCAAACAAUAAUUUGAACCUGAAAUGGAGCUUUGACAACCGACCUUAUUUUCUACAUGGAGAAUUUGUUGAAUUUGUGUGCAAAGCAUAUUAUAUGAGUCCACCAUCAAGUUCACUAUCUGAUUUCAGAGUACAGUGUCAGCAUGGGCAACUGUUGUACCCUCGUUGCAUUGAGAUGAGACGGUAAGGAUUGUUCCCAAUUUGCCAGUUUGAACUUUUGCUCAGAUGCUUACUUCAACACACACUUUAAUCACUCAAGACAGCUGGGAUAGUGGAUGACCCCAACUUACUGCAUCAUUUGAGAGACACUUUUCAAAUGUUUGUUGAAAUAAAGAUGAUCAACAGUAUUAAUAUCACAAGCUUUGUAUUUUGUUG